Messenger RNA from Dioscorea cayenensis subsp. rotundata (Guinea yam), 1002 nucleotides. Its product is annotated as low-temperature-induced 65 kDa protein-like. The transcript has 3 exons. Gene Ontology annotation, biological process: response to stress; response to abscisic acid. Bases 15 to 911 code for a protein of 298 amino acids. The record is from RefSeq and is a predicted model, not a curated record. Lineage: Eukaryota; Viridiplantae; Streptophyta; Magnoliopsida; Dioscoreales; Dioscoreaceae.
AGCCACUUCAUCCCAUGGAGAUACAUCCCUGUCCUCCUCACGGGGUUACUUAUGAAGAUGAUCAUCAAGGAGCCAUCCAUGCCAGUAUUGAGGGAGUAGAUGAAGCACCUCAUGAGAAGAAACCAGUGAUGAAGAAAGUGAAGGACAAAGUGAAGAAGAUCAAGAACACACUUGAGAAGAAGAUGCAUGGAGAGGACCAAUACCACCACCAUGAGCUUGAUGUAGAAGAAGAUGAUGAUGAUGAUAAUGAUGGCUAUGAAGAGGAUGAUGAAGAACAAAAGACUGAUCCUGAUGUUCAUGGUGUUGGUCAUCAUGAGCCACUUGAUGAAGUUGAGAUAAAAGACCGUGUGGUUGUUGGAGAAUCCAUUGCACCUCUUGAAGUUGAUCCUGAUGCACCAGCAAUGGAAACAAAGGCUCAUAGAGAUGGUGGUGAGGAGGUGGAUUUGUCUCAGCCUCUUCUAACUAAACUAGAAGAAAUGACUAUUUCCAGCCAACAUAAAAAAGAAGGAGAACGAGAAGCAACAAGACCACAUGAGGAAACUUCAGCCAUGGAGUAUGGGAAGAAGGUGGCAAACAUGGUGUUGGAGAAGGUGAAGCCCAGAGGGAGGGUUGAGGAAGGGGAGAAGGUGGCUGAUAAAGGAGUGUCUGUGAGAGAGUACUUGGUGGAAAAGUUGAGGCCUGGAGAGGAUGACAAAGCUCUCAGUGAGGUUAUUUCAGAGAUGGUGCAUGGGACUAAGGAGGAAGAGGAGGAGAAGAAGAUAAUGAAGGGGGAGAGAAAGAUGGUGGAGAGGAUAAGACAGACAAUGGCUUCGUUGCUUGGUGCUUCUCCUGAACAUGAUAAGCAACAAGAAGUCGUGAUGCAAAGGGAGGCAGAGAGGGAGAGGAAGGUGCAGGAAGAGGACUUGCAGUGAUGCUGAGAAGUAGAGAGUACUUGUGUUGUGAAAUGUUAUGCUUUGUAUCUUUUGUUGGGGUUUUUUUUUAUUAAUAUAUAGUCAUUGUGAU